CAGCCUCUUGUGGUGUAGCCAAAGAAGAGAUGGAAAAGUCCUUCAAGACAAGAGCCUUUUAAAUCCGCUGACUCAUUUCCCAACUAAAACCUUAGACCACUAACCAAACCCCUUUCUCUUGCUAUUGGAAUUACUGGCAGCAAAGUUUUCCAAUUUUCUUCAGGGAUUUUGAUGAAUUUUAAAAACCCUUUUGAGGGUUUUAAUUGAUUGCUUCAUUUAAUCAGUUUAUCUUGCUCAGGAACGAUUAAAGAGGGACAAUCAUUUGUAACUUCAGCAACACUUCAGUUCAUGUCCUGGAUGUCACUUUCUCCUGGUUUAGGAUCUCCAUUCCCGUGGCUCGGGGAGCUCAAAUCCGAGGAAAGGGGAUUAUAUCUGAUCCAUCUUCUCGUGGCAUGCGCGAACCAUGUGGCUGCCGGUAGUCUCGAGAAUGCGAAUAUCGGCUUAGAACAGAUAUCCCACCUUGCCUCGGCCGAUGGAGAUACCAUGCAAAGAAUUGCUGCUUACUUCACUGAGGCGCUUGCUGAUAGGGUGCUUAAAGCAUGGAGUGGUCUUCACAAAGCCCUCAAUUCGACUAAAAUAUCAUCGGUACUCGAGAAAAUUCAUGUUCAGAAUCUCUUCUUUGAGUUAUUCCCUUUCUUGAAACUUGCAUAUAUUAUCACGAAUCAGGCCAUUGUAGAAGCUAUGGAAGGGGAGAAAAUGGUUCAUAUUAUAGAUCUCAAUUGCUUUGAGCCUGCACAAUGGAUUAAUCUUUUUCAAACAUUUAAUGCUAGACCAGAAGGGCCUCCCCAUUUGAGAAUUACAGGCAUACAUGAACAAAAAGAGGUGUUGGAUCGUAUGGCACUUCGAUUGACCGAUGAAGCUGAAAAAUGGGACAUUCCAUUUCAGUUUAACCCUUUAGUUUGCAAGUUGGAGAAUCUAGAUCUCGAAAGUUUGCGUGUUAAGACCGGAGAAGCUCUUGCGGUCAGUUCCGUCCUUCAGCUUCAUUCACUCUUGGUUACGGAUGAUGAGAUGCUUAGAAGGAUCAAUUCCCCAUCCAUGUCUAAGAAUAACCUUAAUACCGAUCUAUCACAGAGAGUCUUGCAGAUGAACCAACGUACUUUAGGAGAGUGGCUUAAGAAAGAGCCAGUUCAUGUAUAUAGCCCGAGUCCGGACUUGGCAUCAUCAUCACCGUUAUCCCCGCUUUCCCUAGCUCCUGCACCGAAAAUGGCGAACUUUCUAUCGGCUCUUCGGGGAUUGUCACUGAAACUGAUAGUUAUAACCGAGCAGGAGGCCAAUCACAAUGGCUCUACUUUAAUGGAGAGGGUAAUGGAAGCUUUGAAUUUCUAUGCCGCACUCUUCGAUUGCUUGGAGUCCACGGUAUCAAGAGCACCAGUAGAACGACAAAAGGUCGAGAAGAUGCUCUUAGGGGAGGAAAUUAAGAAUAUUAUAGCUUGUGAAGGGGUUGAGAGAAGGGAGAGACAUGAGAAGCUGGAGAAAUGGAUUCUAAGACUCGAGUUGGCCGGCUUCGGAAAGGUGCCUUUAAGCUACCAUGGCAUGUUGCAGGCAGGACGAUUGUUGCAGACCAAGAACUAUGAUGGUUAUAAAAUCAAAGAAGAUAAUGGACGUGUGGUAAUCUGCUGGCAAGAAAGACCUCUGUAUUCAAUGUCAGCCUGGGGAUUUAGACCCUGAAAUUUUAAGAUUUUGUCUUUUACCCUUUUUUUGUGCGCUCGUUUCUUUCUUUUUCUUGUUUGUCCCUCUGUAAAGAAUAUAAACUCUUUCUUUCUCUGCAAUCGCAUAGUCUUGUUAUGAAAAGUUUUAGCUAAUUUCUCCUCCA
Messenger RNA from Hibiscus syriacus, 1813 nucleotides. RefSeq names its product scarecrow-like protein 3. The record is from RefSeq and is a predicted model, not a curated record. Gene Ontology annotation, molecular function: sequence-specific DNA binding; DNA-binding transcription factor activity. Gene Ontology annotation, biological process: regulation of DNA-templated transcription. Bases 289 to 1668 code for a protein of 459 amino acids. NCBI's taxonomy places the organism in Eukaryota, Viridiplantae, Streptophyta, Magnoliopsida, Malvales, Malvaceae. Gene Ontology annotation, cellular component: nucleus. The transcript has 2 exons.